Gadus macrocephalus (Pacific cod) is the source of this 6103-nucleotide messenger RNA. RefSeq names its product dentin sialophosphoprotein-like. The transcript has 15 exons. Lineage: Eukaryota; Metazoa; Chordata; Actinopteri; Gadiformes; Gadidae. The coding region runs from base 201 to 4199 and encodes 1332 amino acids. The record is from RefSeq and is a predicted model, not a curated record.
GUAAUAUUGCUCCUUGCUGUGCAGCAGGAAGUUGACUACAGCCAACAGGAAGGCGAAUAAUGAAAGCACAUCAACGAGGUCCGAGGAAUUGAUACAUUGGAACGAGUUGCCACAUAGCUCCUUGCACUUUUCGCCAAUAACUUCGUUGAAGGCAGCAUAUAGGAAACCAACCAGAGAGUCAAGACGGGCUACAAGAAGCCAUGUCUUCUGCCGUGGAUCUGAAGACGAAGGAGGAGAAGGCGGCUGAGCUGGACAAACGCAUCGAAGCCCUCAGGAAGAAGAAUGAAGCUCUGGUCAAGAGGUACCAGGAGAUAGAGGAGGACAAGAAGAAGGCGGAGCAGGAGGGCAUCGCCGUGACAACCGUCAGAAAGCCCCGCCCCCACGAACCCCACGAGCCGGAAAGAAGGAAGGCGGAGAAGGAGAACUUUUCCAUAACGGUGGACCUGUCCAAACCAGCGGGGGAGAAUAGACAGGUCAACGACCGGAAGCACCUCCCGCCGCGGGGCAGGAAGAGCUCAGAGGAGAGAGACUCCCAAAGGCCCCAGGAUGACUCCCCCAGGGCCCACCAUAAUACCCCCAGGGCCCAUCAUGAUACCCCCCGGCCCCACCAGGACACCCCCCGGCCCCACCAGGACACCCCCCGGCCCCACCAGGACACCCCCCGGCCCCACCAGGACACCCCCCGGCCCCACCAGGACACCCCCCGGCCCCACCAGGACACCCCCAGGCCCCACCAGGACACCCCCAGGCCCCACCAGGACACCCCCAGGCCCCAGCGCGAUGCCGACAGCCCCCCCAGGAGGAUGGGGUCGGGCCGCGUGGGGCGGGGGGGUCAGAGAGGAGGAGGAGGAGGAGGGGGGCAGCGGCCGGAGAGGAGAGAGUGGGAGCCACGCUCCGACAGAACGCCCAGAGAAGGAGACAGCGGGGAGGGGGAGCCGGGCCGCCGGGGAGGGAGGAGAGGAGGAGGUAGAGGAGGAGGAGGAGGAGGAGGUGAACGAGGAGACAGGCCAGAGAGGGGUGAACGAGGAGAGAGGGGAGAAAGAGGAGGUGGGACCCCUGGUGGGUCGGACAGGAAGACCAAGGAGUGGGAGGAGAAGAGGAGGCAGAACAUCGAGCAGAUGAAGGAGGAGAUGGAGAAGCUGGCCGAGUACGAGCGAGGACAGGGGGUGGACGGCGAAAAGCCCGUCCGGAACUUCCUGGACGACCCGCGGCGCUCCGGGCCCGUGCCGGACCUCGACCGCAAGGAGGGGAGCCGGCGCCACGUCCGGAACUGGGGAGGAAUGGACUUUGAGAACGUGAAGAUCGGAGGAGAGCCCCAGAGGGAGUGGACCAGCCGCCGGCAAGGGCCCGGGGGGCGGGGCUCCGGGGACAUGACCAUGUCCAUGACGGGGCGGGAACGUGCUGAGUACGUGCGCUGGAAGAAAGAGCGGGAAUCGAUCGACGAGGAGCGGCUGGCGCGCCACCGCAACGCCACGGGCCAAUGGCGGAGGGAGUGGGACGCACAGAAGACCGACGGCAUGUUCAAGGAGGACGCAUCUGCCCCCACAGAGGGCGACGUGCCAGAGCACGGCGACAGGAGAGACGACAGCCAGCGCCCGCCGAGGGCGCCCAUCGUCGGGGACUUCCUGACCCCUGGCCGGGGGGGCCGCGGGGGCCGGACCCGGGGACGGGACCGAGAUCAGCGGCAGAGCUACAGCAUGCACGACAACCGCUGGGAGGGAGAGCGGGAGGAUGAGGCCCGAGAGAAGAGGGACAAACCCAAGAGAGAGGACGAGGAGGAGAGGAGGGAGGUGAAGGAGGAGGAGAAGAGGCCUAAAGUGGCCCCACCACAGAAGGAAGCCAGGCGGGGCGAGGCGGAGGAAGACGAGGAUGAGUGGGAGGACGCCAGCGAUGGGGAGGACGGCGGCUCGGACGACGACGACGACGAAGGAGGCAGCGAGGAGGGAGACCAGGAGGAGAAGAGGGACGCGGGGAAGGAGGAGACCGCCGCCGCCGCCGCCGCUGCCGCCCCUCCGACUCCUGCCCCCGCCUCGGUGGUGGUGACCAGCCCCAGGGAGCAGCGCACCCCCCGGCCCAAGGUCCAGAUCCCCAGCCCCGCGGCGGCGGCGGCCCAGGACUCUCCCGACGGGGCCAAGCCCCUCAGCCCCUUCGCCCCCCCUGACGGCUACCAGCCCGUGACGGACUGGGGGGACGCGAUGGAGGAGCAGUCCCCCUGCAGCAGCCUGGGAGAGAGCCCGCUGAAGCCCCCCAGCGCCGAGAGCAGCCCCGCCCAGAGCCAGAGCCAGAGCCAGAGCCGGCGCCCCCAGGAGGGGGGCCGCCGGGGCGGGCGGCGCCCACCCACCGACCUCCGGGAGAAGCUGAACGCGGCCGCAGCAGUGCAGUCCUCCUCUCUAGUGCGGACUAAGGUCCAGCCAACAGUCAUUGUAUCAGAAACAGACUCCACUCCCUCAGCAGACCCUCGCCCCGCCCCUUCAGUGGUCGUUUCCUCUGACUCCACCCCCUCAGUGGUCGUUUCCUCAGCUGCCUCUGACUCCGCCCCCUCAGUGGUCGUUUCCUCUGACUCCACCCCCUCAGUGGUCGUUUCCUCAGCUGCCUCUGACUCCACCCCCUCAGUGGUCGUUUCCUCAGCUGCCUCUGACUCCGCCCCCUCAGUGGUCGAUUCCUCUGACUCCGCCCCCUCAGUGGUCGUUUCCUCGGCUGCCUCUGACUCCGCCCCCCCAGUGGUCGAUUCCUCUGACUCCGCCCCCUCAGUGGUCGAUUCCUCUGACUCCGCCCCCUCAGUGGUUGAUUCCUCUGGCUCCGCCCCCUCAGUGGUUGAUUCCUCUGGCUCCACCCCCUCAGUGGUCGAUUCCUCUGACUCCACCCCCUCAGUGGUCGUAUCCUCUGAGUCCGCCCCCUCAGUGGUCGAUUCCUCUGACUCCACCCCCUCAGUGGUCGUUUCCUCAGCUGCCUCUGACUCCGCCCCCUCAGUGGUAGUUUCCUCUGCCCCCUCAGCUGCAUCUGACUCCUCCUCCUCAGUGGUAGUUUCCUCCGCCCCCUCAGCUGCCUCUGACUCCGCCCCCUCAGUGGUCGUUUCCUCAGCUGCCUCUGACUCCGCCCCCUCAGUGGUCGUUUCCUCAGCUGCCUCUGACUCCGCCCCCUCAGUUGUCGUUUCCUCUGACUCAGUCCCCUCAGUGGCCGAUUCCUCUGACUCCACCCCCUCAGUUGUCGUUUCCUCUUACUCCGCCCCCUCAGUGGCCGAUUCCUCUGACUCUGCCCCCUCAGUUGUCGUUUCCUCUUACUCCGCCCCCUCAGUGGCCGAUUCCUCUGACUCCGCCCCCUCAGUGGCCGAUUCCUCUGACUCUGCCCCCUCAGUUGUCGUUUCCUCUUACUCCGCCCCCUCAGUGGCCGAUUCCUCUGACUCUGCCCCCUCAGUUGUCGUUUCCUCUUACUCCGCCCCCUCAGUGGCCGAUUCCUCUGACUCUGCCCCCUCAGUUGUCGUUUCCUCUUACUCCGCCCCCUCAGUGGCCGAUUCCUCUGACUCUGCCCCCUCAGUUGUCGUUUCCUCUGACUCUGCCCCCUCAGUUGUCGUUUCCUCUGACUCCGCCCCCUCAGUGGCCGAUUCCUCUGACUACACCCCCUCAGUGGUCGUGUCCUCUGAGUCCUCCCCCUCAGUGGUCGCUUCCUCGGCCCCUUCAGCUGCAUCUAACUCCGCCCCCUCAGUUGUCGUUUCCCCUGACUCCACCCCCUCAACAGCCCCUUCUGUGGUGCCUCAACCUGACGCCUCCGAUGAUUCUGACUCCUCCAACUAUGAGAGCGACUUCUCUUCAACAUCAUCUGACCCCGCCCCCUCUGAGGUGUCUGACCCCGCCCCCUCUGAGGUGUCUGAGCCCGCCCCCUCUGAGGUGUCUGCCCCCGCCCCCUCUGAGGUGUCUGCCCCCGCCCCCUUUGAGGUGUCUGACCCCGCCCCCUCUGAGGUGUCUGACCCCGCCCCCUCUGAGGUGUCUGACCCCGCCCCCUCUGAGGUUCCUGACCCCGCCCCCUCUACAGUAUCUGCCACUGACAUGGAGGUAGCGGUUGUGGAGCAGGAUGCACCUGCUACACCUCCACUGGCAGGAGAGACCACAGACCUCCCAGCGCUGACUGACGCCGCCACCACCGAGCCAGCAGGGGGCGACCAGGACGCACCUGAACCCUCCGUCAUCGUGUCCUCAGGCUGAGGUUCCCGGGGGACCCCCAAAGACACCCUGCUAAGGUUCCAAAGGAGAGAGUGAUGGAGAGCGGAGAGGAGGAAGGUUGGCCCGCAGCAGAGUGACGCUCAUGGACUCGUAGCAUACUGAUCAUACUGAUCCCGGCAGGUCAAGGGACUGGAAGGGGUCACCAUCAUCAAUGUCACUACCAUGAUGUCACUACCACACUGACAUCACCACAAUGUCACUACCAUGAAGGGGGCCCUGUUGAGUGACAUCAUGGACCAAACUCUACUUUGACUGUGCUGUCUCCCCCCAUUAUGCCCUCAUUUUUUUCCUCUUGAGUUGUGUUUAGGCAACACUAGCCGGUGGAAGACACUGAAGCCUUUCUUUUUUAAUCUAUAUAUUUUGGAAAGCUUUCAUCAUCCUCCGCAUCCAGGAGAAAACGACUUUUAUCUCCCCAUAUCUGCAAACGAACGGCGUGGGUAGUGGUGUGUAUUUGCUUUGUUCUGGCCGCACACUACUGCAGUAACGGCCGCACGGGAAGUGACUGAAGUCCUAGGAAUUAAGUCGCCUAAUUGGCUCUUUGAGGCUGAAAGACGCCCAAACAUUUUUUUAAGUCUUCGCUUGGUUUUAAUGAGUUUAAUGAGUUUAUAAAAUACCAAAUGUCAGUUAAUUUUUAACAAGAGCUCUCUCUCUCUAUUGAUGAAUAAUUGUCCCCACAUGUGCUGAAUGUGUGCAUUGGUGUGUUCCCAGAUUAUGAAAUAUGUUAUGUUGCUAUAUGUGGGUGAAAGAAAUUGAACACGGGUUUGGAGGGCAAAACAACUGAAUUUGGCGCUGUUACCCCUCAUAAAUAUUUAUCUUCAGUUUUUGUCUGAAGCAACUCUAAACAGAUUGGAGUUAUGGGUCAAUCAUGAAGACUCUAGACUGCUGCUGUCAAUGGGCCUCAGUCAACCGGCAGCCAUCUUGGUUCCAAAACGCUAGCAGGGUAUUCGAACGGAACACGGAAUUCUGCGUUCAGUUCCAUCACUACAAGUGUUUAGAACAAGAUAACCGCCAGGUGAAGGGGGGCCAACAAACCUGUGUUUGCGGGAAUGGAUUUUUAUUUAAACUAAACAAUCAUGCAUCAACCAGGUCAAGAAUUUAUCCAUUUUUAAACUUUGUCGUUUGCUUUACGGUCUGCUAUACUGAGAAAAUCCUUCUCAUGUGGAGAAUAUGAAAUAUUUUUUAGCCAGGGGAGGCAAUUUAUUUAGAAGCAUUUUUUUGGUCUAAUCAAGUUUACUGAUUUUUACAAAUUGCCUCCCCUAGCUUUAAGUGCUGUGUGAAUAUACGGCUAUUCUUACGUACUGACAGGUGACAGUGGUUGAAACCUGACUUGACCUCAGCAUACUACAAAGUGCUUUAAGAUGAUACUUUUUUACUACAUUUUAAUAGGUCUAGCUUUUAUUUUUAAUGAGGGUCCUGUGUUGAAAUCGCAUGAAGACACUGUUUUGAAAGAUGGAAAAUCGAUCAUGUUCUAUUUGCUGUAAAGAUGAAGUGGGUGAUGUCAUUAAGACAAGAUGUGACAUUGUGUCAACAUUAAUGAACAUUCCACGCUUUAUUUGUGGCAUGAUGGAGCAGAUGAUGAAAGGACCUUUCAGUGCUCUUAAUUUGGUGGCCAUUUUUUAUUUCUUAGCUGUUAAGACUGGGUGAUUGUAUUUGAAGUCAUCUGCAUUUCAAUGUAACAUCAGAUUAUAAAUGUCUUCUUAUUGGAUCCUGCAAUUAAUUACAUUUUUGAUGAUUGGGUUUCAAAGGAAUGGAUGUUGAAAGUUUUACUCUUUUUUUUUUUGUUGCCUCUUGGAGCUGUCUGAUGUGCAAGCUUAUCCAUUUUAUGUAUAGAAGAUCACUGCUUGUACUGUUUAAAUUCAAUUAUCCAAUAAAAUGAUUGCUUUGGA